GGCCGGGACCCGUUGCCAGGGCAACGGCGGUGGCGCCUCCCGCCGCUCCUCCUCCUGCUCCUGCUCCUCCUGCUCCUCCUGCUCCUCCUGCUCCUGCUCCUGCUCCUGCUCCUCCUCCUCCUCCUCCUCCUCUCCCUCGCCAUCCCCGCCGGCGGCCGGGCUCCCGUGCGGGUUUCGGGGGUCGGCUGGCGCGGACGGCCCCGGGGGGCGAUGGCGCAGGCCGGGUGGGCUCCGGGGGUCCGGUGGGAGACCGGCGGGCUGAGCGCGGUGGGCUGCUGCCUGGUGGUGGGGGCUGCGGCCGUGGCGCUGUGGGCCCGGGCCGGGGGCCGGAGGGGCCCGGCCCGGUCGAAUCGGGCGGAGGCCCGGGCCCGGCGGGCCGAGGCCCUGCAGCGGAUGGGCCGGGCGGCGCAACGGUUCCUGCGCCAGAAUCAGAGCGUGGACUCAGAGGGCAUUCUCUCCAUGCCCCUGUCGGGGCUGGCCCAGGACCUACGGAAUGGAUCCCUGGCUCCUGAAGCUGUCCUCCACACCUACCUAAAUAAGGCCUGGCAGGUAAACAAAGAUAUUAACUGUGUGACCGACUACCUGGAUGAGUGCGAGAGCCAGCUCCAGGAAGUGAAGAAGCAGAAGGCCCAUGGCUUGCUCUACGGGGUGCCCGUCAGCCUCAAGGACUGCAUUGCCUACCAGGGCCAUGACUCCACGCUGGGCCUCUCCCGGAACGUGGGGGAGCCGGACACGGAGGACAGCGUGGUGGUGCAGGUGCUGAAGAAGCAGGGGGCCAUCCCCUUCGUCAAGACCAACGUCCCACAGUCCAUGUUCAGCUUCGACUGCAGCAACGUGGUCUUCGGCCGCACGCUGAACCCCUGGAACCCGGCCAAGACCCCGGGCGGCUCGUCGGGCGGAGAAGGGGCCCUCAUCGCCGCCGGAGGCUCCAUCCUGGGCCUGGGCACGGACAUCGGGGGCAGCAUCCGCUUCCCCUCCUCCUUCUGCGGCAUCUGCGGAUUCAAGCCCACCGGGGACCGGAUCAGCAAACGAGGCCUGAAGAGCUGCAUUUUCGGGCAGAAGGCAGUCAGCCUGUCCAUGGGGCCGAUGGCCAGAGACGUGGACAGCCUGGCCCUGUGCAUGCGUGCGCUGCUCUGUGAGGACAUGUUCAGUCUGGACCCCACCGUGCCCCCCGUCCCCUUCAGUGAGAAGGUGUAUGCCAGCACUCAGCCUCUGCGCGUCGGCUACUAUCAGUCCGACAACUUCACCAUGCCCAGCCCGGCCAUGGAGCGAGCUGUGCUGGAGACCAAGCAGCGGUUGGAGGACGCCGGCCACACGCUGGUGCCCUUCCUGCCCGACGACAUCUCCAACGCCAUGCAGGACCUGGCCACCAGCGGGCUGUUCAGCGACGGGGGCGAGGACUUUCUGGAGAACUUCAAAGGAGAUCAGGUGGACUCCUGCCUCGGUGACCUGAUCAUCAUACUGAAGAUACCGAACUGGCUGAAAUGGCUCCUGGCGUGCGUCAUCAAGCCUCUGGUCCCGAGGAUAUCCGGCUUCCUGAACAGCAUGAGGGCAAGGUCUGCAAGGGACCUGUGGAAGCUGCACUACAGGAUUGAGGAGUAUCGUCACAGCAUCAUCACUCAGUGGAAGAAGCAGAAUCUCGACGUCAUGUUGUGUCCCAUGCUGGGGCCUGCUCUGAACAAUAACUACCCUGGAAAAGCAACAGGUGCCGUCAGCUACACCAUGCUCUACAACUGCUUGGACUUUCCUGCGGGAGUGGUGCCGGUCUCCACUGUGACCCAGCAGGACGAGGACAAGUUGGUUCAGUGCCGCGGCUACUUCCUGGACAUCUGGGACAAGAUGUUACAGAGGGGCCUGGCCGGCUCGGUGGGUCUUCCCGUGGCCGUGCAAUGCGUGGCCCUGCCCUGGCGUGACGAGAUGUGUCUGCGGCUUAUGAGGGAAGUGGAGCGACUGAGCCCGAAGAUAAAGCCGAGACCCUAGGCCUCCGUCCGCAGGCCGUCCCCGCUGUCCGCAGGCUGUCCUCACCACCGUCCACGGGCUGUCCCGCCACCCUCGAGCCGUCCCCACCGUCCACAGUCCAUCCCACCGGCCUCAGGUCACCCCCUACUAUCCUCAGGCCCUCAGUCCGGCCCCUCAGCGGAAGUCACCUGAGAAGCUGCAGCCGCCACGCCCCCUUCCAUCCGUCUGUCCGGUGCUUGUCGCCGUGGCCCCUUUGAGAUGGUGAGCUCGGAGUGGGGGGCCCUUCCUCCCCGCUCUCCCCAUCCCAGAGGAGGAGGCUCUGUUGACCUGUGGAGACAGUGGGAGGCUUGAUUGAGGGGCUCUUCUGGAGCUGGAGGGGGUGGCGGGGUGGCCCUGGGCCCAGGCUGACCUUAGACCUAGAACCCCAGAGGAGUCAAGCUACCAGGGCCUGCACCUGGAGGUUCUGGAGAUGGGACCGGAUGGAAAGAGACACUCCAUCCGUGCUGGGUGCAGUAGGCACCGGGAAAGACCUGGGGGUGCUUUUCCAAAGCAGAAGACGUGGCCUAAGCCCCACACUGCCGAAUCCAGGGCUACUGCUUCUUGCUUCCCCUCAAUCCCCCUAGCCCUCACACGCAGCUCCUCUACUUCCCACGAAUCCCUGGGUUUUCCGCUUCCCCAGCUUGCUUCCGGUAACGGUAGGUGCCAUGGCCCCUCAGAUGUGACCCCCUCUGUCCCCUCACACCCACCCACCAUUCCCCGCCUAACCUGAGUGUCAGAAAGCCUGACGGGAAACUGGUUGUGCUUGUUAUUAAAGACGGACAUGUGGAAAUAUAAUUUACGUGCCCUGAAAAAAGCACUCAGAAUCUC
Messenger RNA from Ornithorhynchus anatinus (platypus), 2826 nucleotides. RefSeq names its product fatty acid amide hydrolase (gene FAAH). Bases 211 to 1980 code for a protein of 589 amino acids. The record is from RefSeq and is a predicted model, not a curated record. The transcript is spliced from 15 exons. Lineage: Eukaryota; Metazoa; Chordata; Mammalia; Monotremata; Ornithorhynchidae. Gene Ontology annotation, biological process: fatty acid catabolic process. Gene Ontology annotation, molecular function: amidase activity; fatty acid amide hydrolase activity.